AGCCUGACACAGCGGUGUGCGCCACCAAUAAAAAGUCAAACUUUAUUAAACUGUUAAGAUGUGUUUUGGACGGCGCAAAGAUACCUUGUUUGUUGUCACCGGGUAGUUAGAGAGAGAGACCGGGCGUCGUGAUUUACCGUAAAUUUCGUGACGCCUGAUUGCCAUGGAAACAGUGCUCCUUCUGCUGAGGGGAAACUGUCCGUGUUAACUUCAGCAUCAACCUCUCCAACGGGGUCGGAUAAACCUGUUGGAUUAUCCACUGUUUUUUUUCUUUUCUUGCAUUGCUGUCUCUGGCUUUACUUUCCAUUUUAAUUUGCCCACAGGCCAGUUUCAGACAAAAUAUCCGCCUGCUCAUGUACUUAGACCGAAAGUCAACUUGUGAUCUGCGUUUAUGUCUCACCGAGGAUAGGCUAUAUGUAGGCCACCAUAAAAUACAGAUGCUCGGCUCAUUUUGAAGUAAGGGUGAUGGAGCUGCAAACAGAGAAGAGGUUUCAUAACUUGACCCUCGAGCAAAUCCAAGCUCUGGACAAGGUCUUGACUGAGGUGAUCCCCAUCCAUGGACGAGGAAAUUUUCCUACACUGCAGGUGAGAGCGAAAGACAUCAUACGUGUGGUGAAGGAUCGGCUGGUCGAAAGAGACAUCCAGGUGAAAGAUAUACGGCUUAAUGGCGCGACUGCCAGCCACGUCCUGGUGAGGGAUAACGUCCUGGGCUAUAGAGACCUAGACAUCAUUUUUGGAGUGGAGCUGCCGCGGCAAGAGGACCUCCAGGUGAUUAAGGAGGUGGUGCUGGGCAGCCUCCGAGACCUCCUCCCUUGUGGAGUUAACAGACGCAAGAUCACCUGCCUAACGAUGAAGGAGGCUUACGUGCAAAAGAUGGUGAAAGUUUUCAAUGAGCAUGACAGAUGGAGCCUUAUCUCGCUGUCUAACAACAGAGCUAAGACCGUGGGGCUCAGAUUUGUAAGUUCCCUUCGGAGACAGUUUGAGUUCAGCGUGGAUUCCUUCCAGAUAAUACUAGAUCGCAUGCUGGAGUCUUACUGGGAGACUGAAAGGAAACAAGGAGGAAAGUUGGCAUUGAAUGCUGGGAAUGUGUCUAAAAGAGACAAUGAGGAUGGGAACAAAGAGCAAGAGCAAGCAAGCGUUCCUCUGGAUGUAGAAGCAGAUAUUGAAAAAGACUCGUCAAUGGCAACCAGCCGAGAAAGUCGAUGCCAGGAUGAAGCAGUUUCUGUGCUUGAGAAAGAGCUUCCACAAGCUGAGGUUGAGCAUGUAGAUGGAAAGCACGAGGAACAGGAGGUGUCAGAACCUGUGAGUAUUAACUUACAGCAGGAGGAAGAGGAAGUUGGUAGCAUAGAGGAUGUUCAUUCAGAGGAGGACAUUGUGUUUGAGCUAUGUGAAGAAAAUGGAGAAGAGAAAGGACAGUUUCACAGUGAUUACCCUUUGGUUUCAUCCCCUAAAACCUUAUUUGCAGAUGUCAGGGAUCCGCUGAUGACACAUGCAUGUUUAAAGCUACAGAGCAAUGAAGAGAUGUCUGCGUCACAAGCUUCCCAGCAGGCAUCUGUACGGCAUACAGAAAAGUUGGCUCCGCAGGAAAAGGUCCAUUGUGAAGAAAUGACUCAGUUCAAAGGCGACUCUGUAAUCUGCAGGACUGAAACCGCUCCAAGCCUUCAAGAUUCACAUCUUGAAUGUUCCUUUCCUCCUCCAGCGAAGAAAACCUGCAGCACAUCACAGGACAUUGUACCAGACUACUGCCCCUCACCAAAAUUACAAAGAAAAAUGUCACGGAAGAUGAUCAGUAAGCCAGAGAAAUGGUCUAUACUGACUGAUUUGUCAGAUCUUACAACACAGCUGUUUCCACCCAUAGAAUUCCCAAAACCACUUCAGCCAAAGCCUCCUUUACAGGAGAGCACUCAAGUUCACUGCUCAAAUGUUCCAGCCUCCGAGCCAGACACCUUAGACACCCUUACAGUUCCCCAACACAGUCCAGCCUGUACACUUAAGGAUGGGACUGGCUCCAAUGAAAUUGUAGAACAAACUGUUAAGCCAAAACACUCGAAGAAGCCUCCUGAUUCAGAGACUCAAGGCCACACAAGUGCAGCAAACGUAGCCUCACAUCCUCAGAUCAAUGAGCACACGCCUAAGCUGGCAGAAACUGUCGCCAACAGCUGCGGGGCAAGCCCGUGUGUGGGGGCAGCAGAGGAGCACACCAUCACUGUUGAAGCAGAGUGCAUGUACGGUGACUUUGAACAGGCGAUGGACCACCUCCGCCACCGCCUCAUUGCCACCCGCAACCCAGAGGAGAUCCGAGGAGGGGGUCUGCUGAAAUACAGCGACCUGCUGGUGAGGAACUUCAGACCAGCCAGCGAGACAGAGAUCAAGUCUUUGGAGCGGUACAUGUGCUCCCGCUUCUUCAUCGACUUUCCUGACGUGAGCGAGCAGCAGCGGAAGAUUGAGGCCUACCUGCAGUGCCAUUUCAUUGGCAACGAGGAGGCGAGCAAGUACGACUACCUGAUGACCCUGCGACGCGUGAUAGAUGAGAGCACGGUGUGUUUGAUGGGACACGAGAGGAGACAGACGCUCAAUAUGAUCACUGUCCUGGCUCUGAGGGUGCUGGGCGAGCAGAACGCCAUCCCCAACACAGCCAACGUCACCUGUUUCUAUCAGCCGGCUCCAUACAUGACAGAGCCAAUUUACAACAGCUACUUCAUCACCCAGGCCCAGCCCCCGCUCGUCUACCACCCUUACCCUCUGCAUGUCCACAUGCAGACUGGCCUGGUGUAGCUACUGUGACACGCCCACAGGGAGGCAUGUAGGCUGCUUUCAGCAUGGUGCUCUGCAAGCAGAGGCACAAAUGCAAGUUUUAACAACAACCACAGGCGCAGUGUUGUUUAAUGCUUUGAAAUCCCUCCUGCUUAUGACAUGAAAGAUCAGAAGUGAAAGGGGUUUGGAGGCAAAGCACACCACCCUUUCAAGAUGAACACUUUUGAAAAGGAAAGAAACGCUAAGAGCCCACUUUUCAGAGAGCUCAUAGAGAGCAGUUCAUUGAAGUGGAGUGACUUUGUUUGUGGCUGUUUCAGCUCAGUUUUGGCAGGGCUCUGUAUUGGUCGCUAUACUGGAGAAUGUUGUAAUGUGAUAAUUCUUUAUGGCUUGAAGAUAAACUUGUCUAACAUUUAAAAACAUAAUCUAUGAAACAGCUGUUGGCAGCAAAAGUCCAAGUUGGGUUUAAGUUUGAAUAAUGAUAAAUCCUUUCUGUUUCUGAAGGGGCUAAAACCCCAUAUAGCUGUUUUGUGAAUCAUCAGUCUUUGUGGAGUAAAUUUCAGCACGUGGCUAUACCUGUGUAUUCACUGUAUAGUACAGCAUUUACUGAGGCUAUACAUUAGAACAAAGUUGCUGUGGCUUUUCCAUGAUAUUGUGCGUUCUGUAUUUGUGAAUGUCAAAGGUAGAAACAAGAGAUUCAGUUCCAUAAAGAACUAUUAAAUUAUUAGGGUGGUGAGGGGGGCUGAACCUAAUGUUUCACUUUGUAAAAAAAAAAAAAAAUGCAAGCCUCCCAAGGGUUGUUAAGGCCCCUGAAAAAAAGUAUUUCUCUAACCAUGAAAUAAUUGUGAAAAAUUAAGCAACAAUCAGUUAAAGUUUAGAAAAGCAUCUUUAUUCAUUGUUUUUUCAGAGUUUUGCACAUUAGCGCUAAUCUGCUUCAUCAGAACUUAAUUUGUAAUUUGACUAGUUCAUAUUGACAGUGGCCUGGCAACAUGAGCAAUCAACCCACCAACUCUAACAGAUUUUCAUUCAAAUGUUGCAAAAUCCUGAUUGGUGCACAGAAAUACACGGCGUCACCUUUCUCCAGCGAGAAAAGCAAUGGCAAAAAAACAAAAUUCAGAAAUCUCUUGUAUGAAAUAACCAGAACUGUUCAAAUGUGGGCGGACAAAUGUGUUCUUUCUGGACCCCGUCACUCAUUAUAAAAAAGCAUGAUUGAGAAAAUGUUUUCAGGGCCUUUGAUGUUUUAUCUGAAAAGCUUAUUUGUCUAACUGUUAACUACACUGCAAAGAAAAGCUGAAACAUCUAAAUUAGUAUGAGAAACAAAACACCCUCCCCUGCCUUGAGUCAAGAUGAAGUGCAUUGUAAUCCUUUUGGCAUAGUACUAGAAGUUAUAAUCCAGGAAUUGUGGCCAAUUCAACCUGCAUUUUAUCAAGUCAAAGAUUUGCCUGUUGACGGCAUUAUGAAGAAAGCUUUGGCUGUCUCUAAUUAUUACGAAAAUAAUGUGUGAACUGCUGAAAAUGCAGAGAGCAUGUUGAAUUCUGUUUUUCCCCUCAAACCUGCCAUUACCGUCUUCAACAGGCUGAAUAGACUUUCUGUGUGUAUUAUGUGGUGACAGUUGUUUGUUGUUGUGGACGUAGUGAAUGUCAGCUCUGACGGGGUUUUUGCCUGCUGUUGUGAGCCAAAAUGUUACUGCACAUUUCAGUUAUUCAAGCAGUGUACGAUGCAGCCAGCAGUUAGUGCACCCUGUCUCUGCCUGUUAGUUCAUUGUGUAUGCAUAACUCCAGUACAUGUACUUAGUAUAAAAAAAAAAAAUAAAGACAUUUUAAGCACAGGUUAGGAUACGUGGGCUAUUCACACUAAAUCUGAGACUGAAGCACAAUGUAAAUGCACAUCGCUGUUGUCGAGUUAUAAAGGUGUUUCUGAAAUGCUUGUGAAUCUCCCACUAAAUAUUGAAGACAGUACUGUGUGUGGUAGUGCCCUAUGUAGCUUUAACGUGGUGUAUCUUGAGACUUUGGGUAUGUUGUGUAUCAUUAAGGACGUGUUUCACCAGUAGAUAAAUUAAAGUAUUCCUGUUAUGAUAUCUAGUUGCUGAGAUUGUUGUGUUAAUUGUGGUAAUAAAUAUAACACACACA
Messenger RNA from Micropterus dolomieu (smallmouth bass), 4880 nucleotides. RefSeq lists its product as uncharacterized. Gene Ontology annotation, biological process: mRNA stabilization. The record is from RefSeq and is a predicted model, not a curated record. Gene Ontology annotation, molecular function: RNA binding; poly(A) RNA polymerase activity. Bases 466 to 2775 code for a protein of 769 amino acids. The transcript is spliced from 3 exons. NCBI's taxonomy places the organism in Eukaryota, Metazoa, Chordata, Actinopteri, Centrarchiformes, Centrarchidae.